CUUUUUUCCUGCCGGGAAACGGGCCCGGCCUGCGAGCGAAGAGCAUUGCCAAAAUGUCUGAUAGCGAGGAGAGCAAUUUCUCCGAAGAUGAGAGUGAGCGGAGCAGUGAAGCAGAAGAGGUUGAGGAGAACGAGGCAGAAGAACACGUCAGUGCCGUAGGCAGCGAGAAAGAAGCGGAGGAAGAGGAGGAGGAAGAGGAAGAAGACGACUACGAUGAAGAGGAGGAAGAGGAUGACGAUAGGCCUGCCAAGAAACCCAGACACGGUGGCUUUAUUUUGGACGAAGCCGAUGUGGAUGAUGAGUAUGAAGAUGAAGACCAGUGGGAGGAUGGUGCGGAGGACAUUCUGGAAAAAGCAUCCAACAUUGAUAAUGUGGUUCUGGAUGAGGAUCGCUCUGGGGCACGGAGGCUGCAAAAUUUAUGGAGGGACCAGCGAGAGGAGGAGCUGGGGGAGUACUACAUGAAGAAAUACGCCAAAUCCUCUGUGGGCGAGACGGUGUACGGUGGCUCCGAUGAGCUCUCUGAUGACAUCACUCAGCAGCAGUUACUUCCUGGAGUCAAGGAUCCCAACCUUUGGACAGUAAAAUGUAAGAUCGGAGAGGAGCGGGCCACGGCCGUCGCCUUGAUGAGAAAGUUCAUUGCCUACCAGUUCACAGACACACCGCUGCAGAUCAAGUCGGUCGUCGCUCCUGAGCAUGUGAAAGGCUACAUCUACGUGGAGGCCUACAAGCAGACCCAUGUGAAGCAGGCUAUCGAGGGGGUGGGCAACCUGCGCAUGGGCUACUGGAACCAGCAGAUGGUGCCCAUCAAGGAGAUGACGGAUGUGCUGAAGGUGGUGAAGGAGGUGACCAACCUGAAGCCCAAGUCGUGGGUCCGGCUCAAGAGGGGCAUCUACAAAGAUGAUAUUGCUCAGGUGGAUUACGUGGAGCCAAGUCAGAAUCAGAUCUCGUUGAAAAUGAUCCCGCGCAUUGAUUUUGACCGCAUCAAAGAACGCAUCAGUCUGAAAGACUCGUUUGCAAAACGGAAGAAGUUCAAGCGCCCCCCACAGCGUCUCUUUGAUGCCGAGAAGAUCCGGUCUCUGGGCGGAGAUGUGGCCUCGGACGGGGAUUUCCUCAUCUUUGAAGGGAACCGCUACAGCCGGAAAGGCUUCCUCUUCAAGAGCUUUACUAUGUCCGCUGUGAUCACCGAAGGGGUGAAGCCUACUCUGUCCGAGCUGGAGACGUUCGAAGACCAACCGGAAGGUAUCGACUUGGAGGUGGUCACGGAAAGCACAGGGAAGGAGCGGGAGCACAACUUCCAGCCCGGAGACAAUGUAGAGGUGUGCGAGGGGGAGCUGAUCAACCUGCAGGGCAAGAUCCUGAGCGUGGACGGAAACAAGAUCACCAUCAUGCCGAAGCAUGAAGACCUCAAGGACAUGUUGGAGUUCCCAGCUCAGGAGCUGCGUAAAUACUUCAAGAUGGGAGACCACGUGAAGGUGAUAGCCGGCCGCUUCGAAGGUGACACGGGGCUGAUUGUGCGCGUGGAGGAGAACUUCGUCAUCCUGUUCUCGGACCUCACGAUGCAUGAGCUCAAAGUCCUCCCCCGGGACCUGCAACUCUGUUCAGAGACGGCCUCUGGCGUGGACGUGGGCGGCCAGCAUGAGUGGGGGGAGCUGGUGCAGCUGGACCCCCAGACCUUUGGAGUCAUCAUCCGUCUGGAGCGAGAGACAUUCCAGGUCCUCAACAUGCACGGCAAAGUGGUGACAGUCAGGCACCAGGCAGUUAACCGGAAGAAGGACAACCGGUUUGCCUUCGACCUGGACUCCGAGCAGAACAACAUCCACCUGAAGGACAUUGUGAAAGUCAUUGACGGGCCACAUUCGGGUCGUGAGGGGGAGAUCCGUCACCUCUUACGGGGCUACGCUUUUCUGCAUUGCAAGCAGCUGGUGGAAAACGGAGGCAUGUUUGUGUGCAGGACGCGCCAUUUGGUUCUGGCCGGAGGCUCAAAGCCCCGGGACGUCACAAACUUCACCAUUGGUGGGUUUGCACCCAUGAGUCCUCGGAUCAACAGCCCCAUGCACCCCAGCGCAGGAGGUCCACGUGGUGGCUUUGGAGGGGGCGGGAUGAGCCGGGGUCGUGGGCGCAGGGACAACGAACUCAUUGGGCAGACGGUGCGGAUUUCACAAGGGCCCUACAAAGGCUACAUUGGUGUGGUCAAGGAUGCCACAGAGUUCACCGCCCGCGUGGAACUGCACUCCACCUGCCAGACAAUCUCAGUGGACCGGCAGCGUCUCACCACAGUGGGCUCGAGGAAGCCAGGUGGCAUGACCUCGACUUACGGGCGCACCCCUAUGUAUGGCUCUCAGACUCCCAUGUACGGCUCAGGGUCCCGCACACCAAUGUAUGGCUCGCAGACUCCGUUGCAUGACGGCAACCGGACUCCUCACUACGGCUCUCAGACGCCCUUGCAUGAUGGCAGCCGGACUCCCGCACAGAGUGGGGCUUGGGACCCCAACAACCCCAACACCCCCUCCCGAGCCGACGAAGAGUUUGACUACGGCUUUGAUGAUGAGCCCACCCCUUCUCCGCAAGGCUAUGGGGGAACACCCAACCCACAGACUCCAGGCUAUCCCGAUCCAUCUUCCCCGCAGGUCAAUCCGCCGUACAACCCUCAGACACCUGGCACCCCAGCCAUGUACAACACAGACCAGUUUUCUCCAUAUGCAGUUCCGUCCCCUCAAGGCUCCUACCAGCCGAGUCCCAGCCCUCAGAGUUUCCAUCAAGUGGCACCCAGUCCUGUAGGCUACCAGAACACCCACUCGCCGGCCAGUUACCAUCCAACGCCAUCGCCUAUGGCCUACCAGGCUAGUCCCAGCCCUAGCCCAGUGGGCUACAGCCCCAUGACCCCUGGGGCUCCUUCUCCAGGCGGCUACAAUCCUCACACCCCCGGUUCUGGAAUUGAGCAGAGCUCCAGCGACUGGGUCACCACGGACAUCCAGGUCAUCAUCCGCGACACUUAUUUGGACAGUCAGGUCGUGGGGCAGACAGGAGUCAUCCGCAGCGUAACUGGUGGGAUGUGCUCUGUCUACCUGAAGGACAGUGAAAAGGUGGUCAGCAUCUCGAGUGAGCACCUGGAGCCCGUCACACCCACCAAGAACGAUAAGGUCAAAGUCAUCCUGGGAGAGGACAGAGAGGCCAUGGGCGUCCUGCUGAGCAUCGAUGGAGAGGACGGCAUUGUCCGCAUGGACCUAGAAGAACAGCUUAAGAUCCUCAACCUCCGUUUCCUUGGCAAGCUGCUGGAGGCAUAG
Messenger RNA from Euleptes europaea (tarantolino), 3284 nucleotides. RefSeq names its product SPT5 homolog, DSIF elongation factor subunit (gene SUPT5H). Gene Ontology annotation, biological process: regulation of transcription by RNA polymerase II; transcription elongation-coupled chromatin remodeling; regulation of DNA-templated transcription elongation. Gene Ontology annotation, cellular component: DSIF complex. The transcript is spliced from 29 exons. Gene Ontology annotation, molecular function: mRNA binding; protein binding. The record is from RefSeq and is a predicted model, not a curated record. Bases 54 to 3284 code for a protein of 1076 amino acids. NCBI's taxonomy places the organism in Eukaryota, Metazoa, Chordata, Lepidosauria, Squamata, Sphaerodactylidae.